GCAGUCUCUUAGUCUUAACUCGAGUCUUCAUCAGUUCUUCUUGCCUCCAAAGCUCCACUAAUCAUAAACUAAUCAAAUUAAUUGAAUCAGUUAAUCAAAACUAUCAAAAACAAAACUCUCCAGGAUCUCUCUCUCUCUCUCUCUCUCUCUCUCUCUCUCCUUUGGUCCCUUGUAUCACUCUCUCGCUCUGAUGAACAGAUGGCAAUGGAGGAGUUUGCUUCAAAUUUAGGGCAAGUAGACGGAAAUGGAGAUUAAAGGGGUGAUAGCUGGGUGUCAAUGGGGAAAGUUGAAGAAGAGCAAGCGCUGCAUUCGACUGUAAUCGUAGGAAUUCCAGAUGAAAAUGCGGGGAAUCGAUGUGAGAUCAGCAAAUUUGUUCGAUUCAGAUGUGUUAUCGUGCUCCUGUUCGGUGUAGCAGUGUUGUUAUCGGGGAUAUUUUCGUUGCCGCCGUUCUUCCGAUACGGGAAACAAGGGGAUCUGGAUCUAGACGCGCAAAUUAGAGCAUAUGAUGUAGUUGCAGCAUUUAAAUUGCAAAAGCCAGUUUCUCUGCUAAAGGCAAAUAUUCUGGAGCUUGAGUCGAACAUUGUUGAUGAGAUAGGUGUUGCCAACUCUACGGUGGUUGUUAUAUCUCUGGAACCCUCAGCUUGGCCAAAUUCAACGGAUGUGGUGUUUGCAGUAGUUCCAUACUCAAAAAUAUUGAAUAUAUCUUCAACUGCUCUCAGUUUACUUAGAUCCGGUUUUGAAGCAUUGGUUAUUCAGCAAACAUAUCUCCAUUUGAACUCAUCACUGUUUGGUGAUCCAUUCUUCUUUGAAGUGCUAAAAUUUCGAGGUGGAAUUACAAUUGCCCCUCCACAGAGUGCAUUUCUACUGAUGAAAGCUGAGAUAUUUUUCAAUUUCACCUUGAACUUCUCUAUUUAUCAAAUACAAGAAAAUUUCAUUGAAUUAAAGAACCAGCUGAAGUCAGGGUUGCAUCUAACUUCACAUGAGAACUUGUAUCUGAGCUUGACAAAUAUGCAAGGCUCAACAGUUGAUCCCCCCACUACUGUUAAGGCAUCUGUCCUGCCAGCAGUUGGGAAUCUUCCACUGCCAAGGUCAAGGUUGAAGCAACUGGCACAAGCUAUCACAGGUUCUCCUGCAAGAAACCUUGGUCUCAAUAAUACUGUAUUUGGUCGAGUUAAGCAGGUUCGUCUCUCAUCAAUUCUGGAACACUCCCUCAAUGGUACUGGUGGCAAUAAUGGUGUGUCUUCAUCUCCUAGUCCCGCUCCUCUACCUCACCAUCACCACCACCACCACCACCACCACCACCACCACCACCAUCAUCACCAUCACCAUCACCAUCAUGCUCAGAUUCAGAAUCAUCAUCAAGAUAUCCAUCAGGCUCCUACACCUGCAGCUGCACCCGGUAAUGGGCACCAGGUGAAGCCCCCCUCUGGUUGCCAAGGAUCUAUUACCAGGGCCAAAAGGCAGUCACAUUUAGUUCCUACUACUGCACCGAUGGUUCCUCCUCCCGGUUCUGCUUCGCCACCAGAUUUGCAUGUAGGCUCUCCUGCACCAACCUUGCAUCAGCUUCGUGGAUCUUCUCCUUUGCCAGCUGUGAUUUUUGCACAUAUUCAUCCUCCAAGCAAGAGCAUAGUAGAUGUAGAGCCGCCUGAUAUAACCCCAUCUAUUUCACCAUUGCCACCUUCGUCUUCUGCAGGUCUUCUUCCUCCUGUCGAAUUAGCAAUCGUACUGCUGUUAUUGGUAGUAUGUCUUUUCUGACAGAGAAAGGGAAAUGUGUUCUUUUUUUUCCUCGGCAAAGUCGUCUCCAGUUUCCGACGGACAAAAAUGGCACGUCGGACCUGGGCAUUUCAAGUGGAAAAGAAGCUGGAGGAGCUCCGCAAGUAGGAGCUGCGUGAAGAAUGUGCCCAGACAUUGGAGUCAAUGGAGUGAGUAUAUUUUGUUUUCUGUGUAAAUAUUGAUAUAAUCAAGUCAGCAGAUGUGUUUCAGGUCAAAGCCACAGAGGUGGCAGGCCCUUGGUAACAUGUAUUACUGCUGGUCUGCUGUAUGUGUAUGACUGUUCAAAAAAUCCAAGGAAAAGAAGUGAUCUUUUGCCACGAGAAACCAAA
Messenger RNA from Nelumbo nucifera (sacred lotus), 2102 nucleotides. RefSeq lists its product as uncharacterized. The record is from RefSeq and is a predicted model, not a curated record. Lineage: Eukaryota; Viridiplantae; Streptophyta; Magnoliopsida; Proteales; Nelumbonaceae.